Molecule: messenger RNA, 1743 nt
Organism: Penicillium mononematosum
Lineage: Eukaryota; Fungi; Ascomycota; Eurotiomycetes; Eurotiales; Aspergillaceae
Gene: nde1
Product: nuclear distribution protein NudE
Exons: 3
Coding region: 1-1743 (580 amino acids)
Biological process (GO): mitotic centrosome separation; centrosome localization; cell migration
Cellular component (GO): kinesin complex; centrosome; kinetochore
Molecular function (GO): microtubule binding
Source: RefSeq, a predicted model, not a curated record
AUGCCGGCCGUCGAUGAGUCAACUUCCGAACGGAAGCAUACGAGCAGCUCUUACAGAGAUGAACUGGCUCAUUACAAAGCCCAGUAUGAGCUACUUGAGGCGGAGCUUGCGGACUUCCAGUCCUCCAGCCGGGAGCUGGAGACUGAGAUGGAGAAGGACAUUGAAGCUUCGGAGAAGCGGGAGCGGCAGCUGAAGGAAAAGCUCGAUACGAUGCGAUAUGAAGUCGACGAGUGGAAGAGCAAAUACAAGCAGUCGAAAACCGAAGGCAACUCUGUGCAGAACAACCUGCAGAAAGAGAUUACCACACUGCGGGAAGCGAACCGCACUUUGCAGCUCAAGCUUCGAGAUAUUGAAGACAUGGAGUCCAAAUACAACAUAGGCAUCGAGCGCCAGGUCUUGCUAGAGGAGGAGAUAAGAAGUGGGGAGCAGGAACGGGAGCAGCUGCGCAUUGACAACCAGCGUCUCCGGGAUGAGCUGUCGGAUCUGAAGAUUGAGACCGAGAUCAUCCAGGAGAAGCUUCGAAAUACCGAAGGGCAUGGGAUGCGCCGGCGCAAGCCGACUCCUCUGUACCAUCGCAGCCCCGCGACUCCACAGAGUUUGGAGAUCUUUGACCGUUCGCCUGGCACCGCUACAUCUUCCCCAGUAUUUGCCACGCCCCCCGCUAAAUCAUCCCUUGCGUCGUCUACCGCUACUCCACCUUCGCCCCCUAUCUCCGAGUCGUCUGUGAACAUGCGCAAGUCGAUCAACGCUCACUCAAACUCCACGCCUACAUUCCCUCGACAGAGAGCCGCUGGCGCGGAUCCGGUGAACUCUAGAACCCUUCACGCACGGACUCAACCGCGCACCACUCAUUCACGAACCCCAUCUCUCGCUUACAGCAAUGGCGCAUAUAGCACCGGCAAUGGCAACAGCAGCGGAAAUGGUCGGUCGACUCCCUCUAUGUCGAUCUCGUCUCGUAACAGUUUGACGAGAAUGAACACCUCGCGACCACCAGGGCUUCCCAAGUCUGGCUCACUGUUCCAGAUACGUGGCCUGAUUGGUAAGAUGCAGAAGCUCGAAGAGCGCGUUCAAUCAGCCAAAUCGCGACUUCCCGCCCCAUCCGACACCUCUUCUCGCGGAUCUCCUCGCUCAGGGUCUGUGAUCAGCGACACCCCCAUUGUGCCCUCGUCGAUCACUGUUCGCAGGGAUUCUCGAAAGCGGCUGAGUAAUAGUAGCCUUGGUUCCUCGGCGCGGGAUAGUGAAAGUACUCCAUCUUACCCCCCACAGGGUCGCCAGUCAUUUGGCCGGACAGGCGAGAGCCGCCCGAGCAGCCGAACUAGUUACUCUAGCCGCAGCUCCUUCAGCCAGAGUGUGCACUCGGGUGUCCCCGCAAAUGCCCGGCCGGAAAGCCGUUCGAGUCGUCCGGGGGCCAAAACGCCACUGGGUCACUACUCGACGAACCCUAUGACAGAGGGACGGCGACCUCGCUCAUCUCUCAGCAAUCAUGCCGGCCAACUUCCUAACAUUGCUGGCAUGUCACUCAUCGAUGAGGACCAAGACAUUACAACGCCAACAACCUCCCAAAUCUCCCAGGAAAUCCAACGCCCAUCUGUGACUACUACUCCCACGCCCAUAGUGAAGAAGCGAACCAUUAGUGGCAUCCCGGCUCCCCGGAGCUUUAAGACCAGCAUCGGACCUGGUACCAUGCCGCCGCCGCCGCCAAACAGGAAGACCCAAGUCAGCGACCUGGGAGAGACCUUUUAA